Molecule: messenger RNA, 2909 nt
Organism: Piliocolobus tephrosceles (Ugandan red Colobus)
Lineage: Eukaryota; Metazoa; Chordata; Mammalia; Primates; Cercopithecidae
Gene: SLC7A14
Product: solute carrier family 7 member 14
Exons: 8
Coding region: 312-2627 (771 amino acids)
Biological process (GO): amino acid transport; transmembrane transport
Cellular component (GO): plasma membrane
Molecular function (GO): amino acid transmembrane transporter activity
Source: RefSeq, a predicted model, not a curated record
AAUAAUUGAGGAGCUGUUCAGCAGCCGCUGCUGCCUCCUGCCUUCCUUUGCCGCCACCACCACUUCCCAUCCCAGCUAGAGAGACAGCUCCGCGCUGGAAGUGCGUUCGGCCAGUUACCAACCUCGGCAGUCAGCCCGUCGCCUCCAGCCCCCACCCUGACAUUCAUGCCCAGGAGAAGGCUGCACUGGGUCCCUCUGGACCUUUCCUAAAAGGGAGAUCCCUGUUCACUAGAUGAGUUCCAGAACCAUCCACUAAGGCUUUGUAGCCCCCUUCCAUCAGCUGACCUUCACUGCAUCCCCUAUCGCUCAAGAUGAGUGGCUUCCUCACCUCACUGGACCCCCGGCGGGUGCAGUGGGGGGCUGCCUGGUAUGCAAUGCACUCCAGGAUCCUACGCACCAAACCAGUGGAGUCCAUGCUAGAGGGAACUGGGGCCACCACAGCACAUGGAACUAAGCUAGCCCAGGUGCUCACCACAGUGGACCUCAUCUCUCUUGGCGUUGGCAGCUGUGUGGGCACUGGCAUGUAUGUGGUCUCUGGCCUGGUGGCCAAGGAAAUGGCAGGACCUGGUGUCAUUGUGUCCUUCAUCAUUGCAGCUGUCGCAUCCAUAUUAUCAGGCGUCUGCUAUGCAGAGUUUGGAGUUCGAGUCCCCAAGACCACAGGAUCUGCCUACACCUACAGCUAUGUCACUGUCGGGGAAUUUGUGGCAUUUUUCAUUGGCUGGAACCUGAUCCUGGAGUACCUGAUUGGUACUGCGGCCGGAGCCAGUGCUCUGAGCAGCAUGUUUGACUCACUGGCCAACCACACCAUCAGUCGCUGGAUGGCAGACAGCGUGGGAACCCUCAAUGGCCUGGGGAAAGGUGAAGAAUCAUACCCAGACCUUCUGGCUCUGUUGAUCGCAGUCAUCGUGACCAUCAUUGUUGCCCUGGGGGUGAAAAAUUCCGUAGGCUUCAACAAUGUUCUCAAUGUGCUGAACCUGGCAGUGUGGGUGUUCAUCAUGAUCGCAGGCCUCUUCUUCAUCAAUGGGAAAUACUGGGCGGAGGGCCAGUUCUUGCCCCACGGCUGGUCAGGGGUGCUGCAAGGAGCAGCAACAUGCUUCUACGCUUUCAUUGGCUUUGACAUCAUCGCCACCACUGGAGAGGAAGCCAAGAAUCCCAACACAUCCAUCCCUUAUGCUAUCACCGCCUCCCUGGUCAUCUGCCUGACAGCGUAUGUGUCUGUGAGCAUGAUCUUGACUCUGAUGGUGCCAUAUUACGCCAUUGACACGGAAUCCCCACUCAUGGAGAUGUUUGUGGCUCAUGGAUUCUAUGCUGCAAAAUUCGUAGUGGCCAUUGGGUCAGUUGCAGGACUGACAGUCAGUUUGCUGGGGUCCCUCUUCCCGAUGCCGAGGGUCAUUUAUGCCAUGGCUGGUGAUGGGCUCCUUUUCAGGUUCCUGGCUCAUGUCAGCUCCUACACAGAGACGCCAGUUGUGGCCUGCAUCGUGUCAGGGUUCCUGGCGGCGCUCCUCGCACUGUUGGUCAGCUUGAGAGACCUGAUAGAGAUGAUGUCUAUUGGCACGCUCCUGGCCUACACUUUGGUCUCUGUUUGUGUCUUGCUCCUUCGAUACCAACCUGAGAGUGACAUUGAUGGUUUUGUCAAGUUCUUGUCUGAGGAGCACACCAAGAAGAAGGAGGGCAUUCUGGCUGACUGUGAGAAGGAAGCUUGUUCUCCUGUGAGUGAAGGGGAUGAGUUUUCUGGCCCAGCCACCAACACAUGUGGGGCCAAGAACUUACCAUCCUUGGGAGACAAUGAGAUGCUCAUAGGGAAAUCAGACAAGUCAACCUACAACGUCAACCACCCCAAUUACGGCACCGUGGACAUGACCACAGGCAUAGAAGCUGAUGAAUCUGAAAAUAUUUAUCUUAUCAAGUUAAAGAAGCUGAUCGGGCCUCAUUAUUAUACCUUGAGAAUCCGGCUGGGCCUUCCAGGCAAAAUGGACCGGCCCACAGCAGCAACGGGGCACACGGUGACCAUCUGCGUGCUCCUGCUCUUCAUCCUCAUGUUCAUCUUCUGCUCCUUCAUCAUCUUUGGUUCUGACUACAUCUCAGAGCAGAGCUGGUGGGCCAUCCUUCUGGUUGUUCUGAUGGUGCUGCUGAUCAGCACCCUGGUGUUUGUGAUCCUGCAGCAGCCAGAGAACCCCAAGAAGCUGCCCUACAUGGCCCCUUGCCUCCCCUUUGUGCCUGCCUUUGCCAUGCUGGUGAACAUCUAUCUUAUGCUAAAGCUCUCCACCAUCACAUGGAUCCGGUUUGCGGUCUGGUGCUUUGUGGGUCUGCUCAUUUAUUUUGGAUAUGGCAUCUGGAACAGCACCCUGGAAAUCAGCGCUCGAGAAGAGGCCCUGCACCAAAGCACGUACCAACGCUACGACGUGGAUGACCCCUUCUCAGUGGAGGAGGGUUUCUCCUACGCCACGGAGGGUGAGAGCCAAGAGGACUGGGGCGGGCCCACCGAAGACAAAGGCUUCUAUUACCAACAGAUGUCAGAUGCGAAGGCAAACGCCCGGACAAGUAGCAAAGCGAAGAGCAAAAGCAAACACAAACAGAACUCAGAGGCCCUGAUUGCAAAUGAUGAGUUAGAUUACUCUCCAGAGUAGGAGAAACACACAAGUGGGUAGAAAUGGUGAUGAUUGAUUUUCAGUAACUUAACCUGUGGGCUAGAAGGUGAAAACUUUUUUGGCUCUCAUUUCACAAAUCCAGCCUUCCCCAGAUUCAAUCCCUAGUCAUAGCCUGUCAUUUGCUACUUUUGCUCUUCAGGAUAGUUCUGUUGAAGGGCUUAACCUGGGUCCCCUAACUGGUAGCCUUGUUAAAAUAAAUAAAUAAAUAAACAAGAGGCUAUCUGAAAUUCCAUCUUAGGUACAACCAUCAGGGCUGAUGGU